UGAGGCUGGCUAGCAGGCAGCUGCUCGCCGUGAGGCACCCAGCGCACGCAGCAGUCGGGUGGGAGCCGCCGCAGCACCUGGGAUCGCGGCCGAGAGCCGCUGGCGCGCAACUUCGCCAUGCCGAAGAGAAAGGUGACGGUGGCGGACGGGGAGGCCCCGGAGGAGCCGAAGAGGCGAUCGGCGCGGCUUUCUGCUAAACCUGCUCCUGCCAAAGCAGAGACGAAGCCAAAAAAGACAGCGGCAAAGGAUAAAUCUGAGGACAAGAAAGCUCCAUCAAAGGGGAGAAAGGGGCCUAAAGGAAAACAGACAGAAGAGACAAACCAAGAACAAACAAAGGACAACUUGCCUGCAGAAAAUGGGGAGGCUAAAACUGAGGAGACCCCAGCAUCUGAUGCAGCAGUAGAGAAAGAAGCAAAGUCUGAGUAACAUCUGGUACUAAGUCUUUAACUGGUGGUCCUUAUACCUUUCUUCUUGUACAAUUCAGAGGAAUAUUUUUAUCAACUAUUUUGUAAAUGCAAGUUUUUUAGUAGCUCUAGAAAACACAUUUUUAAAAAGGAGAGAAUCGCAACUCAACCCAUUUUUUUACAUAUUUAGAUAAGUGUAAAUGCUUUUUUUAAGUGGUAAAAUCAUGUACUGGUUGUCUGUUUUCUAUGAAACCAGAAAUUAAUGACAUGUUACAUAAAGAAGAGGAGGGCUCUGAAGCCUUCAUGUUCCACAGACUGGGAGGGACAGUUUUUCUAUCCUACUAAAUUAAGCAUAACACAGAUUUGACUUUGGAAUUCAUAAUGAUAUGUUGAGAAUGUCUUAACAUUUUGGUUAUUUAUCUUCUAUGGUUGUACCAUCAGUAGAAAUGCUUAUCUAAUAAAACUGCUCCCUAGUGUUGGAUUUGUUGCUGAGUGACCUAUAUGUGUGACAAAGUUAAUUUUGGUAGUUGUAGCUUUAUUUUUUUCCAAAAACUUUGUAGCUAUGAUGCAAAAAAGACAGACUAAAAGUUUCCAAUCUAAAGAUUAAGUAGUAAUUCUCUGCUUGGCAGACAUAAAGACAUAACUUGCUAUAUCAGUAUUUGAGGCACUGGAACUUCACAUCCAGUUUUAAAGGACAGCUUAUCUACAAAAAUGAAAUGAAAAAUAUUUGCAAUAGUCUUAGGAAAAAAAACCCACAGAAUUACACUUUUUAGGUUUAAAAAUAAACCUAUGUGAAUAAAAACAAUUGUAAGAUUGUUCAUAGUGUCUGUGAUCACCAAACAAAAGCCAAAUAAAUCUUGAUUAUGAAAGGA
Messenger RNA from Pogoniulus pusillus (Red-fronted tinkerbird), 1276 nucleotides. RefSeq names its product high mobility group nucleosome binding domain 1 (gene HMGN1). The record is from RefSeq and is a predicted model, not a curated record. The transcript has 6 exons. Lineage: Eukaryota; Metazoa; Chordata; Aves; Piciformes; Lybiidae. Gene Ontology annotation, biological process: chromatin organization. Gene Ontology annotation, cellular component: chromatin; nucleus. Bases 118 to 426 code for a protein of 102 amino acids. Gene Ontology annotation, molecular function: nucleosomal DNA binding.